UCUGCAGUUGAAUGUUGAAACUUCAAACUUGAAAGUUGACACCAACAGCAACGCCAAGGCUCCAAGCUUUCUCACUCCUUCUCCUUCUCUCUCUCCUCACAGGUUUCACUUCUCUCCCUCUAUCCCUCAAUUUCACACUCAAAAUCCAUUCUUUACGUUAGGGUUUCGAAAUCCCACGCAUUGCUGCUCCUUAACGCCAAUUCGCCAUCGAGCUUAGCACAUGGUCAAGCACAGAAAUAGUGAUAAGCUUUCAAGCACCGUACUCAUGCAUGUAUGAAGCUGCGAAUUACAAGCUCUGACUAAGAAUGCUGCAUGUGUUGGAAUCGGUUUUCCAUUUUUUUGAAGUUGAACUGAGUGGUGUGUGCUUGAAUAUGCUAAAGUGUGGAAUUUGGUUUUGACUGAGAGGUGAUGCGUUGCGCUGAGAUAUGGCACUUAAAGUUCCAGCUAAUAAAGCUGCUGAGAUUGCAAUUGGGUCCAUUGGCCGUGGUUAUGAUAUAUCUACUGAUCUAAGGCUCAAGUAUUGCAAAGGAGAUUCCAUAAAUUCACGUUUAAUUGAGAUCGAUGAACUUGAUGUGAGAGAGGUGGUUUUACCGGGUGGAGUUUCAAUUCCAAAUGUUUCCACAUCUAUAAAAUGUGAUAAAGGGGAACGCACUAGAUUCAGGUCUGAUGUUCUGUCUUUUCAACAGAUGUCAGAGCAGUUCAAUCGGGAAUUAUCUUUGACUGGUAAAAUUCCGUCAGGCCUUUUCAAUGCUAUGUUUGAAUUUUCUGGGAGUUGGCAGAAAGAUGCAGCCCAUACCAAAACCCUUGCUUUUGACGGGGUGUUAAUCACACUUUACACUGUUGCAUUAGAGAAGUCUCAGUUAGUACUCUGUGAUCAUGUUAAAAAGGCUGUACCACCAUCUUGGGACCCACCUGAAUUAGCAAGAUUUAUUGAGACCUUUGGUACCCAUAUUGUUGUUGGAAUGAAAAUGGGAGGAAAGGAUGUAAUAUAUUUGAAGCAGCAGCACUCAUCAGCUCUCCAACCUGCUGAUGUUCAAAAAAGACUGAAAGAGAUGGCAGAUAGGAGAUUUAUGGAUGCUACUGGCCAAUAUACAAUUGCUUCAGAUCAAGUUUUCCCAAAUGAAAAGUUUGGAAUCCGGGAACAGAGGCUAACAUUCGCUAAUGUGAGUCCAUCAAGUUCUUAUUCGCAUAAGGAGGACAUAAUAUUCACUUGCAAGAGGAGGGGUGGAAGUGAUUACAGAAGCCUACCCCACAAUGAGUGGUUGCAGACUGUUCAGUUAGAGCCUGAUGUUAUCUCAAUGUCCUUCAUUCCAAUCACAUCUCUCUUGAAUGGAGUUCCAGGGAGCGGAUUCUUGAGCCAUGCCAUAAAUCUUUAUUUAAGAUAUAAACCACCAAUUGAAGAGCUUCACCAGUUCUUGGAAUUCCAGUUGCCAAGGCAGUGGGCUCCUGUAUUCAGCGAACUUCCUCUUGGUCCACAACGUAAACAACGGAGUUUUUCCUCUUUACAGUUUAGCUUCAUGGGGCCAAAGCUAUAUGUGAACACAUCACAGGUUGACGUAGGUAACAGACCAGUGACUGGUCUUCGUCUUUAUCUUGAAGGUAAAAAGAGUAAUCGUCUGGCAAUCCAUUUACAACACCUUACAUCUCUUCCAAAAGUCUUCCAGCUUGAAGAUGAUCCAAAUGGCAACUUUCGGCGUGAGUCCUAUGAUAAGAGAUUCUAUGAGAAAGUUCAGUGGAAGAAUUUCUCUCAUGUGUGCACUUCUCCUGUGGAACCAGAGGAUGAAGUUUCCAUAGUAACCGGAGCACAACUCCAAGUUGAGAAUUAUGGCAUAAAAAAUAUACUCUUUCUGAGACUUCGAUUCGCAACCGUGCAAGGAGUUAAAGAAGUAAAGCAUCCCGAGUGGGAUGGAUCUCCUGGACUGGGAGCCAAGUCUGGACUGAUAUCUACUCUCAUUAGUCAGCAUUUCACAGCAACAUUUCAGAAGCCACCUCCACGACCCGCAGAUGUUAACAUAAAUUCUGCUGUCUAUCCAGGUGGUCCUCCUGUUCCUGUUCAAGCUCCCAAGCUUCUCAAAUUUGUCGACACAACCGAGAUGACCAGAGGGCCACAGGAAACUCCAGGCUAUUGGGUUGUGUCUGGAGCUAGACUUGCUGUUGAGAAGGGCAGGAUCUCUCUGAGAGUUAGGUAUUCUUUGUUAACUAUAUCGCUACCGGAUGAAGAAAUGUUGGAUGAUCAGUAGCUAAUUCUUUCUGUUGUUCGGGCCCGGCCUUUGCUUUCAAGGAGGGAAGUGAAGUUAUCUCCAACAAAGUUGGCGGUUUUGGUAAUCAAGGAGUUCAUUGAAAUGAUGUGUAGGGAUACAAAUGUUGUGUUACUUGAGGAAUGCCACUGCUUUACCCUCUUACUCUAUUUUCACUCUGC
Messenger RNA from Arachis duranensis, 2419 nucleotides. Its product is annotated as MACPF domain-containing protein At4g24290. The record is from RefSeq and is a predicted model, not a curated record. Gene Ontology annotation, biological process: plant-type hypersensitive response; regulation of salicylic acid mediated signaling pathway. The coding region runs from base 426 to 2240 and encodes 604 amino acids. Gene Ontology annotation, cellular component: plasma membrane. The transcript has 8 exons. NCBI's taxonomy places the organism in Eukaryota, Viridiplantae, Streptophyta, Magnoliopsida, Fabales, Fabaceae.